Messenger RNA from Labeo rohita (rohu), 1376 nucleotides. RefSeq names its product TP53 regulating kinase (gene tp53rk). Gene Ontology annotation, molecular function: ATP binding; protein serine/threonine kinase activity. Gene Ontology annotation, cellular component: cytosol; nucleus; EKC/KEOPS complex. The record is from RefSeq and is a predicted model, not a curated record. Gene Ontology annotation, biological process: protein phosphorylation. The transcript has 3 exons. Bases 166 to 912 code for a protein of 248 amino acids. Lineage: Eukaryota; Metazoa; Chordata; Actinopteri; Cypriniformes; Cyprinidae.
UUACUGAGUUUUGAGUUUUUUAUGUUAACACUUCACACUCCACCCCGGUAAGUGGCGGAAAAGCUGGUUUGCCAACCGCCAUUAAAUAUAAAGAAGAAGAAGAGUAGCGUUUUAUUUCCGGAAGCAGAGAGCACAUGGCCAUAUGUCAUAGGGUUAGAUUGGAAUAUGGCCCACUCAGACUCUGUAAAAGCAAGUGUGCCGUCGUAUUUGAAGGAGGCACAGAUGAUUAAACAGGGCGCAGAAGCCCGUGUCUAUCGAGGUACGUUUUUGGGUCGGUCCGUGAUCAUUAAAGAGAGAUUCCCAAAACUAUAUCGCCACCCUGACGUCGAUGAGAAACUGACGCGCCGCAGAACCACACAAGAGGUGCGAUCCAUACUGCGAUGCAGAAGAGCAGCAGAAGAAAGAACAAGUUUGGAACAACUUCAGGGUAUCAACGCACCCAUUGUUUAUUUCGUUGACUACACCACUCACUGCAUUUUCUUGGAGGAUAUUAUUCACUCAGUGUCAGUAAGAGACCACAUUGUAUCCGUUCAAGCUUUAGAACAAAACCCACAGCAUCUCCAGACUUUAGCAGACAAGAUUGGUGAAAUCCUGGCUCAGAUGCAUGAUGAAGAUGUCAUCCAUGGUGAUCUCACAACCUCCAACAUGCUCCUGGUCAGUGGAGCUGAAGACCAAAAUAUUAAGCUGGUUCUGAUUGACUUUGGGUUGAGUUAUAUUUCUGCUCUACCAGAAGAUAAGGGAGUUGACUUGUACGUGUUGGAGAAAGCUUUUCUCAGCACUCAUCCCAAAACAGAGACUUUGUUUGAGAGACUUCUGAAAAGUUACACUGCUUCAUCAAAAAAGUCCUCUGCAGUCAUCAAGAAACUAGAUGAAGUUCGGCUGAGAGGACGAAAGAGGUCUAUGGUUGGAUAAAGUGCAUUAAACAGUAUAUUAAAAUUGUUACACAGGAUUUGCUACAAGCUUGUUUGAUGUUGGAAGUGUAGUCAUCUUUGAAGUCUAUGAAUGUGUAGGGUUUUUUUUGACACAGUGAACAACGUAAUGAGUGGUUUAAACAAAUUCUCCAAUUCAAUCUGGAUGCAUAACAGACAAAUGCACACUCUUGUCUGAAGACUGAUUCACAUGUGGAAAUCUACUGAUUCCAGCUGAUGUAUGUACCCCCUGGUUGAAUGUUGGUCACAGAGUUAUCUUUUUUUUUUCUUACUGUACCGGGUUUCAUCUAUAGGUAAAUGUAGUGCAAUAGUAAUUACCCAAAAAAUGCCACUGUUUUUUUUUAGCCCACCUAAAAAAUAUGUGUGAUGUUAAACAUGUAAAUAAACAUGUUCAGCGUGCUUCAAAGACCUGGAAAUGGAACCAAUAAAAACUGGAUUCAAAUUUCA